Messenger RNA from Malassezia pachydermatis, 1077 nucleotides. Its product is annotated as acyl-coa synthetase. Lineage: Eukaryota; Fungi; Basidiomycota; Malasseziomycetes; Malasseziales; Malasseziaceae. Gene Ontology annotation, molecular function: oxidoreductase activity. The transcript is spliced from 4 exons. The record is from RefSeq and is a predicted model, not a curated record. The coding region runs from base 1 to 1077 and encodes 358 amino acids.
AUGAUGAAAGCCUUGCAACUAGAACGACCAGAAGGCGUUUCGAAAGGGCAGCCCAAUGCCCUAGUAGUGCGAGACGUGCCGAUACCUACCGUUCGAGAAGGUAUGGUGCUGGUGAAGAUUUUGGCUGCUGGGUUGAACCGACGUGAUCAGUGGUCCAUGCUCGGUCUCUAUCCUGGUCUUAUUUAUGAAAACGCUACGCUUGGGUGCGAUGGAUGUGGCAUUAUCGUUGAUUCACAGUCGCUUUUGCCCCUCGACAAUCAACUAUAUCUCCUCGUUCCCUCCCGUGGCUGGGAGUCUGACGAAGCAGGACCUGAGGCUGCCUUGCCCUCUGCGCCAGCCCACCUUGCGACCAACGAAUUCGGUGGCAGAGGGUUUGGCAUCCUUGGCGCUACACGCCAGGUAUGUGGUGCUGGUACCUUUUGUGAAUAUAUUGCCGUUGACAAGUCACAACUUGUCCCUGCACCUGCACAUCUCACGGCUGUGGAAAGUGCUACGUUGCCUUGUGCAGCUGUGACAGCUUAUCGUGCUCUGUUUACCAAGGGACAAAUUCAGCCUCAUCACAAUGUUCUAAUUACUGGGAUUGGCGGUGGUGUAGCUUUGCAGGCUUUGCAAAUGGCUGUGGCUCAUGGCGCCAAUGUAUAUGUGACAGGGGGCAGCGACUCGAAAGUAGAACGCGCCUUGGCUAUGGGGGCCAAAGGAGGCGCUUUGUACAAAGACGAGUCAUGGACAGACACGAUCCGCCGCCAACUUCCUUCCGACCGUCCAUGGAUUGACGUGGUCAUUGAUUCUGCGGGUGGCGAUAUAACAGCCAAGGCGCUGCGUGCUGGCCUUCGUGACGGAGGUCGCGUCGUAGUGUUUGGUAUGACGGCAGAGCCCAAGAUUUCUUUUACUAUGCGUGAAGCGUUGAAGAAUGUGGAUCUCCUAGGCACGACCCUCGGAUCGGCCGAUGAGUUUGCGAAAAGCAUCCGGUUUAUCGAGCAGCAUAAAAUCAAGCCCUCGAUUGAUACAAUCCUGCACAGUCUAGAGGAGGCGCCGGCAGCCAUGGAGCUCUUGCGGAAAGGUCGUGUUUCAACUUGA